CUCAAGUACAAAUACAUCUGGCAACAUAACAUCAUCUUUCUUUCUGAAAACAAGCUGCUUUUUUAUUAUAAAGAUAUACAGCAGGUUGCACCAGCAAGCAAAAAUUAGCAAUGGCAAAGUUGCUGAUGUGUUCUGAUCACGAUGAGAAGCUUAAACUGUUCUGUGAGACUUGUCAGAAGCUGGUGUGUGUCAUCUGCCGGGAUGGAGACAAGCAUGCAAGACACAUGUUUAAACCAGUGAAAGAAGCUGCACAUAUCAGCAAGAUGGAGCUUAAGGCUGCUUUAGAUUUUCUUGAUGAAGAAAAUGGACAAUUCAAAUAUUUGAUCAACAAACAGAAAUAUGAGAUCACUAAAACUGAGAAUGAAUCCAAAACCCUAUUAGCAAAGAUCUCUGCUCAGUUUGAAGAAAUGCACCGGUUUUUACAAAAAAAAGAAGCAGAGGUGAAGAAACAGUUGGAGAACGAGGAGAAGAAAGUUGUAGAAGUCAUGCAGAAUAACCUGUCCCUGAUCGACUUAAGGUUUACAGAGAGCAAAAAGAACGAGGAUAUUCUGCAACCAGCCUUGGAGUCUGAUCAGCCCGAACACUUUCUACAGUGGUGGAGUGAAACAGGAUUUCAACAGACGGAGGCCAUGCAGACAGAUAGAAGGAUACCAUCCAAGUAUAUAUCAAAGGUGAAGGAUCUUAUUGCAUGCACUGGUUCCUUCUUUCUUGGCCCCCAUGAAACUCAUCUGCAGUUCUUUGUGUGGAAAGAGAUGUUGGGAUCCAUCAGACCAGUUCCUGAGGGCUUGACCCUAAAAGAUCCUAAAAGCACAUAUUUAAAAGUGUCUCCAGGGGGAGCCAGAAUCCGACAAGCUGACAGAAUAACAGGUCUGUAUAAAAACUUCAACCCUGGUACAGUUUCACAGGAAAACUACCAAACCGGCCAGCACUACUGGGAAAUAGAGGUCGGAGAAAAGCCAGACUGGACCGUGGGAGUUAAGAUGGGUGCAGCAGAGAGUGAGAUCCUGCUCCACCUUAAACACAGUAGAGGAUACGUUCUGUCCUGUGAUGGAAAGGACACUUCAAUGAAUACUCGACACAAACCACAGAAAAUAGGGUUGUAUCUGGACUGUGACAGAAAGCAGGUGUCGUUCUAUAACGCUGACAACAUGUCUUGCUUGGUCCAGAUCAGCUACAGCUCAAAGCAGCCUUGCUGUCUUACUCUGGCUCCAGGACUUUAUCUGGAUGGGAUGAACACUGAUCCUCUCACUGUCUGCUCGUACGAUCAUUUCAAUUAGUAACUAUUAGGUUUCAUUAGGCAUGCAUCUGUAAACAUCUAACCAGCAGAGGGAGCCCUCACCUGAGUACUAGUGGAUUAUAGCACACGUGUUGAGACUUCCUGUUGUUUAACUGAUUCCUGUAUCUCGGACUCUGUUCACCUGUGUUGUUUGCCUGAUUGGAUUGCUAACCUAUUACUGCCUGCCUACUGACCUCGUAUCUCGGACUAUCCUUGAACCUGUCUGCCUGGUAUUGACCCUUUAUCUGUUUUAUCACUGAUGUCUAUUGUCUUGCUCACUAAUAAACUUCCACACAUGAAUUCUACUUCGUCCAUGUUACAAUUCGUGACCUCCCCUUUAAGAGAAAGACCAACACUGCCUGUUGUGUUGCAAUAAUAUUCAAAUUAUUUGUAUACAUGCAAAAGUAUUCUGGAAACAUUAUCAGCAUCUACUGAGUUUGGACAUGUUUGCCAUAAUUAGUCAAUCAUACAAAUGUAGUACUAGAAUUUCUAGACUAAUAAACAUUUAACUACUUUAACUAUGGAUUAUGUAAUAUCUCGUUUUAUUUAA
Molecule: messenger RNA, 1826 nt
Organism: Puntigrus tetrazona (Sumatra barb)
Lineage: Eukaryota; Metazoa; Chordata; Actinopteri; Cypriniformes; Cyprinidae
Product: nuclear factor 7, brain-like
Exons: 6
Coding region: 111-1277 (388 amino acids)
Molecular function (GO): protein binding; zinc ion binding
Source: RefSeq, a predicted model, not a curated record